Molecule: messenger RNA, 666 nt
Organism: Chaetomium strumarium
Lineage: Eukaryota; Fungi; Ascomycota; Sordariomycetes; Sordariales; Chaetomiaceae
Exons: 2
Coding region: 60-302 (80 amino acids)
Source: RefSeq, a predicted model, not a curated record
GCCAUACGAGACGCUUAAGAACUUGAAGCCCGCGACGGAAAUACUGACGCUACAUCGACAUGCGUAACACGCGGGCAGGGCGUAGAGGCACUCUUUUGGCUGCACUGUAUGUAUCUAUGAUAACAUUCCCGGGAAUAAGCGCUACACGCCUGACUCUAACCAAACACCAAGUACCUAGACACCAACAUCCGUCUCAACCCUCGAGUGUUCAACGGCAACACACGCGGCACAGUACUAUUUGCCUUCCAUCAUCCAACAAGUAUAUCCUGAUCGGGGUACGUCGGAGGAGGUCGCGCCGGUAGACGCCCUCGCAAUUUGCUCGACUCAGCAGCAGGCUUCCUGGCAGGAACAGCAACCGUCGCAGAUCGAGCACGACGCCUCCUCACCACCGCGGAGAGCCAUCUCGGGCUGUGGCUCCGGGGUCGGCUGCUGGACGACAACGGCAUUGUCGCCGACGGCCGCCAUGGGAGGCUGUGGCUCUGGGGCUUGCGAAGGGGGCAUUGUCGAUGCUCGGGGCCGAGACUGAUGUGAUUGGGCGUUUACCUAUCUCAAAAGACUUGAGGAUUGCCAAGGAGGCCAAGGAAAGCCAAGGGAGCCAAGAGGGACGGCCAAGCCGGGAAGGAAAGGCUUGGCCUUCUCCCUUUAAAUACCGCGAAAAGUGAGCUC